AUGCGUUCGCUAGUGUUUUUCAUUUUGUGCUUUGUGACCUACACAAGUAGUGAAAGUAGCGCCAACGAAGAAUUUGUAGGAUGGCUCGAAAAAGUUGGCAUUAAAACGGCUGCAAAGAUUAAGCAAGCGGAACAACACCAAAUAUUUAUGCAGCGCAUCGUUGGGGGAGCUAUUGCGCCAAUCAAUUACCAUCCAUAUUUGGCAGGUCUACUGAUUGAUAUUAAUGAAUUGCAAUCACCGGCCGCGUGCGGCGGAUCGAUCCUUACCCCUGCCAGCAUCUUAACUGCAGCUCAUUGCUGGUUCGAUGGAAGAAAUCGUGCAGUACGUUUCACUGUCGUACUGGGAACCCCAUUCCUGUUCCAUGGUGGCUUAAGGAUUCAAGCGUCUUCCAUUGCAGUUCAUCAUCAAUACGACUUCAGAACGUUUGCAAAUGACAUUGCAAUGCUGUACUUACCCCGUCGUAUAAUAUUCAACCAUGCGGUACAGCCAAUUCCAUUAGCCACUGAUUCGCUUCUAAGCACUGACAAGGCAGGCAUGUGGGCCGUUGCAGCUGGAUAUGGAAGAUAUUCUGAUGUUAUAAAUCCUACGACAAACACGAUGGCGAGAAAUGUUUUUCUACAAACUAUAUCCUUAGAAACCUGCCGUGGCUAUUACGGUAAUGUAGUUUUGGAUUCUAACAUCUGCACUAGUGGAGUUGGCGGUGUUGGUAUUUGCCGAGGAGAUUCUGGAGGCCCAUUAACUAUUAACCACCAAGGAAAAGAAUGGCUCAUUGGUGUUAGCUCAUUCGUGGCAAGGGACGGCUGCGAAUUAGGUUUCCCGUCUGUUUUCGCCAGCGUACCUUCCUUCAGGGCCUGGAUCCAACAUCACAUGAUAUUUUAA
Messenger RNA from Bombyx mandarina (wild silkworm), 879 nucleotides. RefSeq names its product brachyurin. Lineage: Eukaryota; Metazoa; Arthropoda; Insecta; Lepidoptera; Bombycidae. The record is from RefSeq and is a predicted model, not a curated record. Gene Ontology annotation, biological process: proteolysis. Gene Ontology annotation, molecular function: serine-type endopeptidase activity.